Messenger RNA from Rhizoctonia solani, 1476 nucleotides. RefSeq names its product vacuolar import and degradation protein. The transcript is spliced from 7 exons. NCBI's taxonomy places the organism in Eukaryota, Fungi, Basidiomycota, Agaricomycetes, Cantharellales, Ceratobasidiaceae. Gene Ontology annotation, biological process: protein catabolic process in the vacuole; proteasome-mediated ubiquitin-dependent protein catabolic process; protein targeting to vacuole. The coding region runs from base 1 to 1476 and encodes 491 amino acids. Gene Ontology annotation, cellular component: GID complex; extrinsic component of membrane. The record is from RefSeq and is a predicted model, not a curated record.
AUGCCGAGCGAACAAGUAGUAACGACUUUGCCGCUGGCCGAAACGCAUAUUACGGCCACGCCGCAGAUCAAGCUGUGCGGGACAUGUCAUAGUCCGCUCACAGACACGCCCGAGCUCGUGUUUGUCGGUCCCGCCAGCCCCGGCGACGUUUUCAACCCCAGCCCUUUUUGCGGUGUCUGUGCUGAGCGCGCCCGCUCAUUUGACGUGUUUGCAAAUCCCCUCGGUCCUCGUCUGCGCCGACAGUCCACACUUGCCCCCAUGGUCGAGGAGCCGACCGAGUAUACCGAGAGCCAGCACCCGCCAGCGACGACGACGACGACGAUGGCAACGACAACAACAGCAACACUACCAGCGCACGAUCCGCAUGUACAGUCUCCCCAACGCAUGGACCUCUCGCCGCUCACGAUUGGGUCGGGCCCUGACCGCGAACACCCUAGGGACUCGGCGCUUCGCUCUCGUUCCGCUGCCCUUUCUGAACCGGAUCCGUACGCCGACGUAACCCGGCUCAGAUUAAACAACACCCGCCAGGACUGCCUCUACCCUGGUGCCUCCUUCGUGGGCAUCCAGAAAUCCGGCCGAAACUCGUACAACGUCUCGGUCACAAUCGUGAAUGUCGACUUUCCGGGCUCAACGCUUUGCGGGUACCUCACCAUCGAGAACCUCACCGAUGACCACCCGCAGCUUACCACCUACUUUGAUGCAGAGAUCAUCGGCCCUAAGUAUGGCUUUCUCACACAGAGCUAUGGCGCCUCUGAGAUGGACGAUAUGACCCAUUGGGGCCGCUUCGACUCGUUUAGAGCCAUCAAAUCCGAAAUGCGUCGCCCCGGACUUACUAUCCGCCAAAAGUCUCUCUCUGAACGCGGAUUCGUAUUUAUGCGCUGGAAAGAGAGGUUUUUGGUCCCAGAACACCAAGUCCGUGGAAUUCGUGGGGCGAGCUAUGACGGCUUUUAUUAUGUCUGCGUUCAAUUGAAUUCGCCCGCCGAGUCUCCGUCUGCGACGCACAGUCAUCCAUUCCGCGAACCGACAUCACCUGUCCAGAGUUACCAUCCUCUCCCCCACCUCCCACAUAGUCAACCCCAUCACACACAUUCCCAUGUACCUCCAACGCGCACGCGAACCAUGUCAUCCGCGUCUGCCAAUUCGGCACGAUCGCCCGGUCCCAUGUUGCCCGAAGUUCUCCAAUCGGCCGAAGAGUUCCCGCCCCUGUCGCCGACCAGUUCACGCCGCACGUCCCAAUCCCAGCCUCCACAACCUCAAAUCCACACUCAAAAUCUCAAUCACCGAGCGACGUCUCCUACGAGCCCACGUAUUACUCGCUCCCGAGAGAGUUUUAGUGGGCAUGGAGGGGGGCGUGGACCGAGAACUUCGACGGCCACGAUGACUGGAUUCUAUUUCCAUCAGAAUUCAGAACCGUACCAACAACUUACGUUACACCACGUACCCGAAAGGACGACCUCGGUAUUUGAGUUCUGCUAA